GUUGGUGCGGGGCCGAUGGCGGCGGGUGCUGCUGGUGUGGAAGAUGAGGCUGCAUGAGAGCCGGACAAGGCCCUUCCAGGCUCCUGCCACUGUGCACAGCUUCCCGGGCAGGCAGGUGUUCGUGUUCCCCAAUGGCCGCCCGGACUCCGAGGAGGAGUCCUCGGAGGAGGAGGAGCUCAACGUGAUGGAGCUGCGGCCCAGGGGCAAGGAGCAGCAGCGGGGCAGCGCCCGGGCCAGGCUGGGGGACGUGGUGCUCCUGGAGAGGGAGCUCACCGAGGAGGACAGCCUCAACAAGCUGGCCCUGCAGUACGGCUGUAAGGUUGCAGAUAUCAAACGCGUCAACAACUUCAUCCGGGAGCAGGACCUGUACGCGCUGAAGUCCAUCAAGAUCCCGGUGCGGCCGCACGGGCUGCUCACGGAGAGCGCCGGGGCCCUGCGGCCGCCCCCGGCGGGGCCCGCCCAGCCCGGCCUGACGCGCGUGGAGCCGCCGGAGCCCGACCCCGGUGCAGGGGGCUCCGCUGGCGGCCGGCGUCUCAGUGAGUACUUCAGGGGCAUCGACCAGAGCAUCCAGGACGCCGUGCAGGUGGAGGUGCAGCUGAGCGCGGAGUACGGCGGGGAGGGGCUGGAGAGGCCGCUGCCCGAGGCGGGGAAGCGGGACGCUGGGAACGGCGCGGACUGUGGAAUCCAGUGGUGGAACGCCGUCUUCAUUAUGCUCCUGAUAGGAAUCGUCCUGCCGGUGUUUUAUAUCAUCUAUUUUAAAACACAAGGCCUGGUGGCCCACAGCUCUAACAUGACAAACUCAAAUGUUUCAACAGCUGGAUAGGAAGGAGAAUUACCACAAGGCUCAGUCGUAGGAAAAAAAAUCCUAAGGUGAAAGGGCAGCCCACUCCAGCCUCUCCAGCAGUGAUGCCCGUAUGGUUGUGACUGACUCAAGUGCACCCAAGGGGAUAAGACAAUACAGAUUAUUUUUAUUUUUAUAAGUAGCUGAUGAUGUAAUCCUGAAUUUGACUGAAAAUUAGGUGAUGUGAUUUUGAUAGGAAAACAAGGAUGCUUUGUUGCUUACAGAGAUCGUCACCCAGGUGGCUUCACAGUUGGGAACUCUGUUGAGGGAAAGUAUUUUGUAGCAAUUUACUCAUUAUGGUUGCUUCAGGUAUUUCUUAAUGCCGUGUCUAGAAGCAAAUUCUUUGCUGCUGAGCUAGAGAGUGCAGUAUUAAUGUGGUUGGAAAGUUGGGAGUUGUUUGUAUUUUAAAGAAACACUUUUUGCUGGAAGUGGGGGGGCACUUUUUCUCAGAAGUGUCAUUUUUGUCUCUUGCAGACCAUGGUGGUUUUGGCCUGCUUGAGCCUAAUGAUGCCUUCUGGGGCUCUAAGCUGGGUGUGCCAGGGCAUGGUGACGCUGCCAGCACCCCACCUUGUCACCCCUGUGAGCAAACCUUUGAGCUGUGUUCAAUUACAAUGCAUCAGGCCCACCCCUGGGAAGGGUGAGCCCAGACCUCUUUCACUCAGUGAAAUCCUUCAGAGAUGGCUCCUGAGAUCAGAGCUCUCCGUGCAGGAUCUGUGCUGUCCCAGCGUGCUGCUCAGCCCUGUGUGGCCCCAGGUGGGCAGGGGGUGUUGGAUGAUGACAGGAGAGCACGAGAGAGGAGUCACAGGCACUUCUCAAGGGCUCGUUUUCUGCCAGGAGGGCUAGUCAGUAUUAUUUGCUAGAAAAACUAAUAAUAGUCUGUAGUGGUGCUUCUCAGACACCCAGGCUCAGUCAUGGAAUUACUUCCUUGUGUGCAGUCUGAGUGGGAGUGAAGUGGGAGCUGGGUGCGUGUUGCAAGGUCCAGGACAGAAGUCCAAGAAGGGUGAAGCCUUUCUAGGAGAGCACCGUGAAGCUGCUGGUUGUGAGUUUCUGUGAACUGACCACGUGCACUGAAAAGCUUCGCAGGGCAGUGGAGAUGUUGGUCAGCCCCAGGGCUGUGCUCUUCAGUCACUCAGCAAAGACUACCUUCUGCAAGGGAGCAGCAAGGGAGGCCUUGGGAGCUUUGCUAAAGAGAGGAACUUCCCUCAGAAAUUUGAUUCAGCGAAUUCUGGGCCUGUGGGCAGAGGUAAAGGCUUUCCUGGAACCAACCACUAAAUGUGUGGGCAGGUGCUGUUGGUGCUGAGGGUGAGGGCAGUGCUGGUGGGCAGGGACAGGAAGCUGCUGUUCAUCAUCCCCACCUCAGCCCAGCCCCAUCUGCACGUUCCCAGCUGCCAGCAGGACCACAGGGCUUUUCCAGCUUCCCCUGGCAGCCUGAGGCCGGCUGGGGCAGAGCAGGGGCUGUGGCACAAGCACCUGCUGUGCAGGUGUGGCUCAGCCUGGCCUGAAGGACUGCCUCUGCCUGGACAGGGAGGAUUGAAGCUUCUCCAGCAAGGUGAGGACCCUGCACCACACAGGCACAACCGUGUGCUGCUACAAUGAGAACCUGCGUUCCCUGCAGCUCUCAAAAGUGGGAACCUAAUUUUGUUAAUGAACACUCCAAAGUAUCUUAUAUUGAACAAAAUCUUGUAUUUUUCUUCUGUGAAGAGCUGUACCUCUGUUCUGGGGAGAGGGUGGGACCAGGUUCUUACAUUUUUAAAUAAAGCCACAUGAAAUGAAAGCACAAGGGGCACAGCUUGUGCUUUAUUUGCUACCACACAGCUGAGCACCUGCCUUAGAAGGAGGGGCCCCUUGCAGCCUCACCUCAGCCUCUGCAGAGAGCAGGAGUGGGAGCAGCAGGAGGAACCGGGGCUGAGGCAGGACUGGCCUUGGGCUCUCCACUCUCCAUGGACCCUGGGUCAUCUGCCAGUUUCUCCAUGUUUUACAGAAAGGUGCUUAGCAGGCAUCAGUCCUUGAGUGCAGUAACAAGUGUGUGUGCAUCCCUGCUGAGAUCCUCGUGGCUGCAGUUAAGAACCAACACCUGGCACCUGGACUGACAGCUGCAGGGGGCAAGGACGGGACGGGACGAGUGCUCUGCAAACACGAGAGAGGCCGGAGUACACAGUAAAAGCCAGUAUCUUUACUUUAGUGAAUGCAGGAUACAAAUAUUUUACAACAACCUCUAGCAUUUUCUUAACCAUUUGAUAAAAAGUUCACUAGAAUAUUUAUUGUAUAUUGAAGAAAAAACAACACAUUCAGGGAAAAAAAUUGAGAUUAACUUAUUUUUUUUCUUAAAAGAUUCGUCUCAAGGAUGGCAACAAAGUCCAGCUUGUGCCGCCAAACGGCUUAUCAGCAUUAAACCGUGAACAGCUUCUUGUGAACUGUUGACUACAAACAUUUACCAAAUACAUAAAUCUCUUUUAAAAAAGCCAUUUUAAAUAUAGCAAAGCAGUGUUCUCUUGCACAGCAAAGUGAAGAAAGGUUCUACUAAGAUUUAAAUGUUUACAUUGGUUAAGUCUUUCUUUCACAUUCGGAUUUAACUUCUGCCCAGGAUCAAUUGUUAGGAGUUGUUUUGUUCCUUAUUUACUAUGUAUUUCUUGUGCGCACAGUAACUCGCAAGUUUCUGAUGCAUUAGUGUCCUUGGAGGGAAGGCAAGGCUAAAGCAGUUCUCUCUGACGAGUCCCUGACAACGUGGCGUUCUCAAAACUAUCGUGAGAGCUCGAGGAUGGAGGUGAUUUGUCACAACAGAGAUAAAAAUCUUAAAUCGUUCAGACCUGACUGGGUUCAGCCCAGGAUUGGAUCCACUUGCACUUCAGUCAGCAGAGAUAAUUUUAAAAAGUUUUUUUUUUUUAACAUGUUGAAAUAUCUGUGCUAUGUCAUCUCUUUUUUUUUUAAUAUAAAACAUUUUUACAAUUUCUAAAAAAGUAUGUUUCAAAGUGAGUUACUUGUUAUUAAAAACCAGGAUUCCCAUGUCCUCGGUGGCAGGAGGUGCUCCCCGAGACCGGAGGGCUGUGGAAGGACGUUUCUGCCGGGGCUGGGGCAGCACAGGGCCACUCCCUUGCCCAGCUCUUUAGAACUGAUUCUUUUUAUUAUUUUUGUUUAAUUCAUUGGUGCAAUUUCAAUACAAACUCUAACCCUUGUGUAGCUUUGUCUUUAAGAAAACAGUAGUUAAGUACUGUUUAAAAACCUGCAUAGAAAUAAAGACUAUUGAGAUACAGUCAGCAAAGCCAUCUGAUAAGGCACACAAGAAAAUAGACAGUAAAUGUGAAUGCAGAACUCCCACUCGGAUGUACAGCAAAGUUCAUACAGGUGCAUAAAUCAUGGAACUCACAUCACUGGUCAGAGCAGCAAAAGGUUCCAGGGAGCAGCAAGUGAAUUCGGUCACUGGGGACACAACGGCCACGGGAACGUGUCCUUCUGCCUCCACCCUCCUGCCAGCCGGGAUGAACCCAGGAAAGGGGAAGCAGUUCCAGGGGAAGGGCUGAGGGCACUGGAGCCCCUGCGGGUUUAACGCUGCCAGGACAACGAGACAGGGCUGGAGCCACAGGGACACCGCCCUUCUCACCCCUCCCUUACAGCAUCAAGGGAUUUUUCUUAACU
This is a messenger RNA of Pyrgilauda ruficollis (rufous-necked snowfinch), 4474 nucleotides long. RefSeq names its product LysM domain containing 4 (gene LYSMD4). The record is from RefSeq and is a predicted model, not a curated record. Bases 44 to 823 code for a protein of 259 amino acids. Lineage: Eukaryota; Metazoa; Chordata; Aves; Passeriformes; Passeridae. The transcript has 3 exons.